AUGUCAACACUUUUGGCAUGCUGCGAUGACUUAACAAGGCAUGCCUAUCAGGGGUCACCUCAUACGCCUUCACGCAACAUCGAGGCUCUCAAAGAGUUCCCUCAAAUAGCUGGAAAUUUUGGGUUCAACCCGCUUAGUCAAGCAAUUCUGACGGAAGAGGAAGAAACUGUCCAGUUCUUAGUAAAACAAUACCCAUCGUACAUGAGAGAAGUGGACUACUGUGGACGGUCGCCAGUCCACAUAGCUAUCCAAGUCGGAAAUCCCAAUCUUCUCUCGAUUAUCCUAGAAGCAGCUGAUCCCGACAUACUCAACUGCACUGAUAACAUCCAGCUUUACCCGAUUGACUAUGCAAUGUUCAAAUCCUCACAAAAGCAAGAUAAUGACGCUUACAAAAUGGUCGACCUCCUUCUCGAAUCAUCGUCAGUAUUGUUCCAACACUCCCUAGAUAUGGGUUUAGAGAGUCACUGUCUACGUACCAAAACAUCCAUUAUCCAGCACCUUGCACAAAGAAGGAAUAGCUUGGAACUACUUGCGGCGACUACAUUACCCACUGAAGAAAUCAAGGAGCUCGGCUUAUGCCAAGGGAAGACUCUUGAUAGAAACGCUGCCAACGUCCAAAGCUGUCUGACAGCUCGAUCAUGCAAUAUUGAAAAGAGUAUCAUGGUAUUUGAGCAGGACAAAUUAACUCACGCAUCCAAAAGGCCAAAGUCUAUUUAUGAGUAUAUAUGUGACCGAGAAACUGCAGAAAUUGCGUUGUCAAAUGGGUUCAGCAGGGAACAUGCUUUCAUCGACGUUUUCCGCUCCAUUGUAGAGAGCGUCAUACAAGGAAAAUGCUAUGGUAGGCCCGACCUAUCUUAUAUUGAUUGGAUAGUCGAUGAUGGUGUCGACAUUGCAUCGGAUGUUCCGUUGGACCUUGUACCGGGUGUUACACCAUGUACAACCUGGGCUCAUUAUCUGAUGGCUUCAUUUGGGAACGGGUUGAGAUGGAACUGGGUUGCUUAUGAUAUAUUGCCGCUAAAAGUCUCCAAGGUAACAUUUUCAGACGCUGCUUAUGGAGAAAGCCAAUGUCACUGCUCUUUGAAAGGCUGCACACCUCUGAUUAGAUUCUUAGAAGGCCUUGGGUGGCGUACUUGGUCAUUUGAAGGGCUCCAAACUCUUAUGGAUCGAUUGACGAAGCUGUCGGAGAGUCUUCAAGCGCUGCUCCCUGAUAUUGGUGGCGCAUACAGCUGGGUGUAUCCAGCCGUCUUACGCUAUCUUACAUUCUCUGCCCUAGGGCUCCGUCAUACAUGCUAUGGCCUUGAGAACAUGGGAUCAAUCCCUGUUUGGGAGUCCGACGACAUUGAGGAGAUUCAUGAUGAGGACUCCGCUUUCCUUCAGUUACUCGAAGACCUUGUCGAGGAGUUUGAGAUCAGAAGCGGCAGUAUAUCCAGUUCAGACAGGAGCUCAUUUAUCCGAGACGUUUGGGCUCCAAAGAUCCAAGGCAACCUAGAAGAAACCAAUAGGCGGGAGCUUACAGAGAAAAACUUGAGACACGCAGAGGACUGUGGUGUCGUGUAG
Molecule: messenger RNA, 1557 nt
Organism: Fusarium mangiferae
Lineage: Eukaryota; Fungi; Ascomycota; Sordariomycetes; Hypocreales; Nectriaceae
Exons: 2
Coding region: 1-1557 (518 amino acids)
Molecular function (GO): protein binding
Source: RefSeq, a predicted model, not a curated record